AUGGAAUUCAUGAAAGCGUUCUAUGGCCGUACCAACACCAAUAGAUGCAAAAUAUUGGUAUACGACAUGCAAUACUGGCGAGAUCGCGAAGAAGAAGCGUCAGGUUUACGAGCGGGUGUUAGUUGCCAAGAGUAUAGCGGAAUCGAUUCUGAUGACGAUGCAGCUGAUUGGGUAGCUAAAAUGAGGAGACAGAAGAAGAAAAGAAGCGUGCCUGAGAGAGGCAGAGAGAAAGCAAAGAAUUCAUACACUGGUGGUCUGGUGGUUGGGCACUCAAAAGAGGCCUUCAUUGGAGCCUCAGACCAAAUUCUCGUGCUCGACGACAAAAGUGUUCUUGACGACGGCGAAGAAGUUCUUGUCAAUCCUAAUUUGAUAGAAAAUGAAAGAUAUGCUCGGAAUAGAGAGCUCAAGAGGCGCAAAGAGCUACAGAAAGGUUUUGACGAUGUGGACGAAUUUGGAAAUGUGCAAAAAUCGUAUGGAGUCCUGACAAAAUAUGAUGAAGAGCUUGAAGGUGUGCAGAAGGAAAAAUUUCGCCUCGAUGAAGCUGGUGGAUACGAUCUCGAAAAAGAUGAAAGGGAAGCAAGAAUGCGUCGAGAGUUGGAGAUAGCAGGUAAAACUCUGGUUAGCAUGGAAAUGCAAAAAUAUCAAGUGGGAAGCGAAUUCUAUACGAAAGAGGAAAUGACCGCUUUUCGUAAAGUCAAAAAAGGCAAAAAGGAAAAAUCUACGCGCAAGAGGAAGAUUCUCAAAGCCGAAGAUUUGGUUCCUGAGGAGCCUGCGAAUGGAAAGGAUUUGGGUUCU
Molecule: messenger RNA, 795 nt
Organism: Ostertagia ostertagi
Lineage: Eukaryota; Metazoa; Nematoda; Chromadorea; Rhabditida; Trichostrongylidae
Source: the annotation of a GenBank genome assembly